GAGGGAAGAGAAAGGCCUGGCACUGUGCUUGGCUUCCCACGCCAAGCCUGGGCCAGCAGGGCCAGCCAGAAAGCAGCACGUGCCCCUGGCCCCGGGCUUAGUCCCAACAGCUUCAUGGUGUCCUCGUCUUUAGGGACCACAGUGGCCCCUGCUCAGGCUGAGAAAUCCUUCAAUAGACCUUCACAACCUCCCAGGCCCUUCUCUUUCUGAGGCUCAGAGAGGCUGGGUCACUUGCCCAGAAAAGCCCUUCCCCAGGGGGGACCCAGGAAUUAUGGCGAGGCUCCUGGGGUGUGCCGUGGCCGUGGCCCUCAUCCUCAGUGUGGCUUCCACUGUCUUCUUUCUGUAUCACUGGCAGCAGAAGAACCGGCUGGAGAUGGAUGGGGCCGGGACUGCCCUGCCUCUCUCCCAGGAGCCAGAACCUUCUCCCAGCAGGCAGAGCCACCUUGCACUUGAGAACAUCCAGAUUCUUGGCCCAGAGCUGGAGAAGCAGCAGCUACAGCAGGAAGAGGAUGAACCGCAGAAGCUGCCCCCACAGCCCCCCUACUACGAUCUGGGGGCCUCCCCCUCCUACCACCCCUUGGCACUCAGGGCAAAGCGGGUGCUGGAGACUGCGGACCAGUGCAAGAGGGUGGCGCUUCCAGUGAGGACAGAGCCCCAGCCUGGUGCCCAGCUCUCCCUCCUGCAACCCUGCCCACCCCCCAGCUCUGUACCCUGCACCCCAGUCCCUGGACCUGCCAGUGACCACCAGAAAGCCAGCCACAGCCCCUCCUCCUGGCCCUGCUCCCAGCCGUUCCGAGGGCCAGCGUCCACUUGAAUGCCUGCCACCUCUGCCCAGAGCCCACUCCUUUCAGGAGACUUGGGGGCCGGGGUGGUACCCAUUACAGUGCCGGCCCACAGACCCGGGCCAGACUGCCUGGGCCCAAAGAUAACACACCCUCGCCUGGCAC
Bubalus bubalis (water buffalo) is the source of this 947-nucleotide messenger RNA. RefSeq lists its product as uncharacterized. The coding region runs from base 272 to 814 and encodes 180 amino acids. The transcript is spliced from 5 exons. The record is from RefSeq and is a predicted model, not a curated record. Lineage: Eukaryota; Metazoa; Chordata; Mammalia; Artiodactyla; Bovidae.